UAUUUUUGAGUGGAAAACAUUCAGUUUAGUUUAUUAUUGAUUUUUUUUUUUAUUUAAAUAAAAUACAGAAUCAUGUCACUCCUUCUGACGUUGGUGCUGACUUUCAACAUUUUCUUAUCGAUUGCCGGCAAUCCAAUCGAUUUCACCGCCGCCGACGACGAGCUUUUUGAACGUGCCUUGCUUCUCAACGCCUUGGAGACCGAAACUUUUGCCGAUGUCGAACCAGCUGAAUAUCGCCUAAAAACGACAAUUUAUCCGAGUUUGUAUCAAAUUGAGCUCGAACCGUUUUUGGAUGUUGUCUCGGGGAACGAAAAGCCUUUUUCCUUCAAGGGAAACGUAAAAAUCACGCUAAAAGCCAACAAAACAGGAGAAAAAGAAAUCGAACUGCAUGCCAGAAAUUUGGUUAUUUCAAAAAUCACGUUGAAAGAUGACAAAGCAGCAAAUGUUGAAAUUGAUCAAUUCACAUUCCAAAAUGAGACGGAAAAAGUAAAAAUUCCCGUAAAAUCCGAAUUGAAGACAAACGUCGAUUAUCUUUUGGAAAUCGACUACACAGGAACGCUCGAUGACUCAAUGAAAGGCUUUUAUCGCAGUCAUUACAACGAAAACGGGAAAAAAGUUUGGUUGGCAUCGACGCAAUUUCAAUCAACGGACUUCCGUCGAGCAGUGCCAUCUUUCGAUGAGCCCCAUUUCAAGGCCAAAUUUCAAGUGAACAUUAUCCGACCGCAGGGAUACAAGCUUUCAAUCUCAAACACGAUGCUGGAAAGGCAAGAACCCAUCGCAGAAACGUCAAAAGUGAAGGAAAUUUUCAAAACGACACCCGUUAUGAGCACUUAUUUGAUGGCUUUUAUCGUCCAAAUGUUCAAUGGCAAGCAAACAACUGACAAAAGUUACGGAGUAUGGGCUCGACCUGAAGCUGAGAGUCAAUUGGCGUACUCGUUUUCGGUUGGAGAGAAGCUUCUCAAGGAGAUGGGCACGUGGAUCGACUAUCCCUUCAAUAAAGUGCCGGAAAUUCAGAAGCUUGACAUGAUCGCAGUGCCAGAUUUUAGUGCUGGCGCCAUGGAGAACUGGGGAGCCAUGACCUAUCGCGAAGCAAACCUCUUAUGGGACGAAAAAGAGUCCAGCGUUCGUAACAAACAAAGUAUCGGAGCUGUUCUCACACACGAAAUUGCUCAUUUAUGGUUUGGCGAUCUCGUGACGUGCGAUUGGUGGGGCGUCACGUGGUUAAAUGAAGGAUUCGCUCGUUACUUCCAAACCUUCGGUACACAUCUCGUGGAAAAAGACUGGAAUUUACCCGAACAAUUUGUCGUUGAUCAAUUGCAUGGAGCUUUGUCCUCAGAUUCUGUCACAAGCACACAUCCCCUGACAAACCCAAAUGUUUUCACGCCAAACCAAUGUGCCGCGAUGUUCAGCGGCGGCAUCACUUACAGCAAAGGAGCUUCCGUGAUUCGCAUGAUGGAACAUCACAUGAAGACUGCGACCUUUAAAUCAGCUCUUCGGAAGUAUAUCAAGGCACACGAAUACAAGACAGUUCAGCCCCAAAACCUGUUCGACGCCUUCAACAGUGAAGCUCCAACAGCAAAAGUCCAAGAAACGUUCGAAGCAUGGACCAAUCAAUCCGGAUAUCCAUAUCUUACGGUGACAUCUUUCGAAAAUAACACCGUCAAAGUCUCCCAAAAACGUUUCAUGUUGAACAACAAAGAUCACAGCGACAAAACACGUUGGUCUAUUCCCAUCACCUAUGCCAAUCGCGAAGAGCAUUUCAGUGAAACUGCCACUCGUUUGACUUAUCCAAACACGCAAACGACAGAUUUCAGCAUAAAAUUACCGGAAAAUGGAACUUUGGGCUUUUAUCUUCUUAAUGUUCAACAAGUUGGCUUCUAUCGCGUGAAUUAUGACGAAGAAAACUGGAAAAACAUCAGAACUGCAUUGAAAAGUGAGAAUCAUGGAAAGAUCCAUUUGUUGAAUCGCGCAAUGAUCGUCGAUGACUUGUUCAAUUUCGCGAGAAACGGAAUUUUGUCGUACGAUUUUGUGAUGUCGAUCGUGGAUUAUGUGAGAGAAGAGAAGAAUUAUAUUCCGUGGGUGCCGAUGUUCAAUGGAUUGUCCUAUUUGUCACGCAGAAUCGGAUUGAAUUCGGAUUAUGAGCGCUUCCGGAAACACAUUUUAUACUUAACUGAACCCUUGUACAAACACCUGGGCUUCGACGUGAAAUCAGGAGAAUCCCAUAUUGACACCUUAUCCCGCACAAAUCUCCUCAAUUGGAUGUGCAAACAUGGCCAUGAAGAGUGCAUCGCCAAAUCCAAGGAGGAAUUUAAGAAAUUGAUGACCAACGAUACUUAUUAUGUCAACGCCAAUAUUCGCAUUCCCGUGUAUUGCAAUGCAAUCCGCCAUGGAAAUAACACUGAAUAUGAAUUCUUAUGGAAGAAAUACAUGACCACAAAUGUUGCUGCUGAACAAAUUAACGUUCUUAACACUUUGGGAUGCACCAAGGAACAAAAAUUAAUCAACAAUUUAUUGGACAAAGUACUUACCGAGGACAUCAGAACGCAAGAUAAGAGUACCGCCUUUUCCAAUGCUUAUACCAGCAACCACGAAAACGUUGACUUAGUCUUCAAUUAUUUGACUGAAAACUGGCAAAAAUGGGAAAAAGUUAUGGGAUCCGUUGGCUCCGCAAUGAGUUCCUUAGCUGAUCGUUUCACCACCGAAGAACAAGUCAAAAAGAUGGAAGAUUUCGCCAAAACAUCCGGAUUGGGCGACAAUAACGUUCGUCUCAUCACAAAUGCCGCUGCAUCGGCUCGUACAAACUUCAAAUGGGACCAAGAGCGUCUCGGUGAAGUACGGGAAUACUUCAAAGUGCUUGAUAAUAAUUCCGCGACAAGCAUUUCUCUUAGUUUUAGUUUAAUUUUAGUGACUAUCGUAACUUUUUUCUAUAACAUGUAUUAAUAAAAAUUUAAAUUUAACGAAUAAACUCACAUGUGUGACGAAAAAAUUCAAAAAAUGAACGCGCGCCAAAAAAUGUUUACACUGAACAUUUCUCUCUCAAAAAGAGAAAUGAACCAAAAAUGAACGAAAUGUAAACUCUCCAAGAAUACGAAGGAUAUUUAUUUGUUCAUCUGCCAGUCUGUGUUGAGCGGUCGUAAAAUUUGGUCGACUUUUGUUGAAAAUCCGGUGUCUGCAAUAAAAAAAAAAUGCAAAUUAAAAUGUGUCACAAAGUAAAAAAAAAUUAAAUAUUUACAAACAAAAUUUUUGAAGUGUGAAUGUAAUAAAGGUUUCAUCAGUAAUAAUUAAAAAAAAAAUAAUAAAAAAUUUAAAAAAAAUAAAAUAAAUAAA
Culicoides brevitarsis is the source of this 3327-nucleotide messenger RNA. Its product is annotated as membrane alanyl aminopeptidase-like. Lineage: Eukaryota; Metazoa; Arthropoda; Insecta; Diptera; Ceratopogonidae. Bases 73 to 2940 code for a protein of 955 amino acids. Gene Ontology annotation, biological process: peptide catabolic process; proteolysis. Gene Ontology annotation, cellular component: cytoplasm. The record is from RefSeq and is a predicted model, not a curated record. The transcript is spliced from 8 exons. Gene Ontology annotation, molecular function: peptide binding; metalloaminopeptidase activity; zinc ion binding.